AUGGUAGUUAAGUUGAAACAUGUGAUACAGAGAAAUGCAGCAUUGACGACAAAACAUUUGUGGAAUAAACGAAGGAUAACGAAUCCCGAGUGUACCAAGAAAAGUGGACUAAUGAUCAUUUUUUUCAUACAAAUCAAAGACAAACCAGUGUGUUUACUCUGCUCAGAAUCAGUUUCUGUCAUUAAAGAAUAUAAUGUAAAAAGACCCUACAUCUCCAAACACUCAUCUCAUUAUAGAAGUUUUCAAGUUCAACGUAGGAAACAAAAAGUUGAAAAUUUAAUAAAAUAUUUGAAAGAACGGCAGACAAUUUUUAUCAAGAGACGUGAAGAUUCAGAAAAUAUUAUUCGUGCUAGUUAUAUCAUUAGCGAGAAAAUUGCAAAACAUUCGAGAAAUUAUUCCGAUGGUGAAUUUGUAAAAGAAUGCCUACAAGCAGUAGCUGAAAUUUUUUGUUCAGUAUUUUCCUUAGCUAUUGAUGAGAGCAUUGACGUGUCAAAUACAGCCCAACUUGUGGUUUUUGUACGUGAAAUUGAUGAAGGUUUAAAUAUCACAGAAGAAAUGCUUAGCCUUUGGGGAAUGAAAGAUACUACCACUGGGGAAAAUAUUUUUCAAGAAUUGAAAAUGUUAAUGGCUGGAUUUAAUCUACAUUUCAAGAACCUUCAUGGUUUAUCAACAAAUGGUACUCCUGCUAUGGUUGGUAGUAAAGCAAGCUUAGUUUCUAAAAUCAGAUCGGAAUUGGCUUCUAUGAAUAUAGACACAAAAGAUUUAUCCAUUUUUCAUUGCAUAAUUCACCAGGAGAAUUUGUGA
Messenger RNA from Octopus bimaculoides (California two-spot octopus), 804 nucleotides. RefSeq names its product general transcription factor II-I repeat domain-containing protein 2. The record is from RefSeq and is a predicted model, not a curated record. Lineage: Eukaryota; Metazoa; Mollusca; Cephalopoda; Octopoda; Octopodidae.